Trichoderma gamsii is the source of this 399-nucleotide messenger RNA. RefSeq lists its product as hypothetical. The record is from RefSeq and is a predicted model, not a curated record. Lineage: Eukaryota; Fungi; Ascomycota; Sordariomycetes; Hypocreales; Hypocreaceae. The transcript is spliced from 2 exons. Bases 1 to 399 code for a protein of 132 amino acids.
AUGCAUAUUCCCGACGUUCAGAAGCUGGCUACUGCAAGCUUGGCCCUUGCUAGCGCCACACUAAGCGGUGACACCAUCAUCAAAGGCAGCGUGCUCGACUUUGCCGUGGAGAAGUGCAUCGACAAGGACGGAAACACCCGGUGCUCCAAGCCGUUCCCUGUAAAGGUCGACGGCUGCUACAAGCUCGAAUGGUCGACUGACGGCGCGCUUUCGCAUACUACUGUCGAAGUUCGAGACGUCGGCAGCGGCGAGAUUGUCUACUACAGAGAUACCAAUGGCGAGUGGAAUCCCAAAAAGGACGAGCUGGUGUACCUCGACUUUAAGCCCAAGAUUAUGGGGCAGGGCAACAAGACUGUUGAUUACGAGGUGAAGAACUGCGACAAGGACGAUGAGCUAUAA